GCGCACGGCGGGCGGAGCGGCGAUGGCGCUGCCCGGGGAGCUGUGGGCAGAGCUGCCGGCCGAGCGCCGCAUCUUCUGCUCCGUGCUGCUCUUCUCUUGGGCCGUCUACCUUUGGGAGGCCUUCCUGGCUCACCGGCAGAGACGGGUGUAUAGAACAACAACACAUGUACCACAAGAAUUGGGACAGAUCAUGGAUUCAGAAACAUUUGAAAAAUCUCGUCUCUAUCAGCUGGACAAAAGUACUUUCAGCUUUUGGUCAGGCCUCUAUUCAGAGAUUGAGGGCACUAUGAUUCUCCUCUGUGGAGGAAUUCCUUUUCUCUGGAAACUGUCUGGUCAGAUCUCUGGUCAUGCUGGAUUUGGACAAGAAUAUGAGAUUGUUCAGUCAUUGGUAUUUCUGCUGCUUGCAACACUCUUCAGUGCCGUGACUGGUCUCCCGUGGAGUUUAUAUAAUACAUUUGUCAUAGAAGAGAAACAUGGCUUCAAUCAACAGGUAUUGCAGAGAGCACUUGUACUGACCCAGUGGCUUCAGACGCUGGGAUUUUUUUUUAAGGAUGCUAUCAAGAAGUUUGUUGUGACUCAGUGUAUUCUGUUGCCAGUGACAUCUCUUCUGCUUUACAUUAUUAAAAUAGGAGGAGACUACUUCUUCAUCUAUGCCUGGCUCUUCACCUUAGUUGUUUCCUUGGUGCUUGUUACAAUCUAUGCAGACUAUAUUGCACCUUUGUUUGAUAAAUUCAUUCCGCUUCCGGAGGGAGAGCUCAAGCAACAAAUUGAAACAAUGGCGAAGAGCAUUGACUUCCCGUUGACUAAGGUGUAUGUUGUUGAAGGUUCUAAGCGUUCUUCUCAUAGCAAUGCUUAUUUCUAUGGAUUCUUCAAGAAUAAGCGGAUAGUGCUCUUUGACACCCUCUUGGAAGACUAUUCUGCAUUGAACAAAGAACCAGCAGAAGGAGAAGAUGGUGAGAAUGAAGAAACAAAGUCUAAAACCAAAAAUAAGAAACAAGGAUGUAAAAAUGAAGAAGUUCUAGCUGUACUUGGUCAUGAAUUGGGUCACUGGAAACUAGGUCACACUGUCAAAAAUAUUAUUAUCAGCCAGAUGAAUUCCUUCCUCUGCUUCUUCUUGUUUGCUGUGCUGAUUGGUCGAAAAGAACUCUUUACUGCAUUUGGUUUCUAUGACACCCAGCCUACCCUGAUAGGCUUGAUGAUUAUUUUCCAGUUCAUUUUUUCACCUUACAAUGAGGUUCUCUCAUUUUGUUUGACUGUAUUAAGCCGACGGUUUGAGUUUCAAGCAGAUGCAUUUGCCAAGGAACUUGGGAAGGCUAAAGACCUAUAUUCUGCUUUGAUCAAGCUAAACAAAGAUAAUUUAGGAUUCCCUGUUUCUGACUGGAUCUUUUCAAUGUGGCAUUACUCCCACCCACCCCUUUUAGAAAGACUUCAGGCCUUGAAAGAUGCAAAGCAAGAGUAACAGGAAUCAUUGCUGGUUCAGAGACAGUGCUUCCAUCUCAGAAGCAAAGUUCAGAGCUGCUUUUUAAUUUUUUUUAAAAAAUUUAUAAUGCCAAUUAAGUGCACUGUUAACAGCACCACAGAUCUGAGAAUCCUGAAACAGGUGUUAAAUUAUAAAUUACUUCUUUUUAACAAAAACAAAACUGUGGAACUUAAUUUAGGAAAAGUACUGAGUGAUGACCUUUACCCUCCUCCCCAAUGACUUUUAUUCAAAGUAUAGACUUUUAAAGGGAGGAAAACAAACGUAGACUUCGAAGCACCUUUUUCUUCAGUUUGUGUAUGCCUUGAAAAUUGCUUUUGAUCCUCUUUCCAUUCUCUGCGUUCUGUGAACCUUCCCAGUCUUACUCUCUUCACAGUGAAGAGGCUUUGGGUGACUUGAUUUCCUGUAUAAUGAUACUUGUACUCGCCAGUCAGUGUGUUGUGUUUUAAAAAGCUGAAUGCAACAGCAGCCUUUCUCCUGGAUUCAUGUCUGUCAUAAUGAAAAAUGCUACAUAAUAAAACCUUUCUCUGAAGUGUGGGAAGAAGGAUGAAUUACAACUGA
This is a messenger RNA of Corapipo altera (White-ruffed manakin), 2038 nucleotides long. RefSeq names its product zinc metallopeptidase STE24 (gene ZMPSTE24). Gene Ontology annotation, molecular function: metalloendopeptidase activity. Gene Ontology annotation, cellular component: endoplasmic reticulum membrane. Lineage: Eukaryota; Metazoa; Chordata; Aves; Passeriformes; Pipridae. The transcript is spliced from 10 exons. Gene Ontology annotation, biological process: CAAX-box protein processing. The record is from RefSeq and is a predicted model, not a curated record. The coding region runs from base 23 to 1459 and encodes 478 amino acids.